Impatiens glandulifera is the source of this 843-nucleotide messenger RNA. RefSeq names its product 3-oxoacyl-[acyl-carrier-protein] reductase FabG-like. The record is from RefSeq and is a predicted model, not a curated record. The coding region runs from base 10 to 843 and encodes 277 amino acids. Gene Ontology annotation, molecular function: oxidoreductase activity. NCBI's taxonomy places the organism in Eukaryota, Viridiplantae, Streptophyta, Magnoliopsida, Ericales, Balsaminaceae. The transcript has 3 exons.
GGCAAGAGAAUGGAGCCAUGGAGUCAUCUACCAGGAAAGGUUGUUCUAGUGACAGGAGCCUCGUCAGGGCUCGGACGAGAGUUCUGUCUCGACUUGGCAAAGGCGGGCUGUCACAUCAUUGCGGCAGCUCGUCGCACCGAAAAACUAAAAUCUUUAUGCGACGAAAUUACUUCUAUCAACAACGAUCUAGAAAAAAUGUCGAUCACUAUAAAACCACCUAUGUCAGUCGAGCUAGAUGUCACAUCCGAUGAAAAUGUCAUCUUUGAAGCUGUGCAAACGGCUUGGAAUGCAUUUGGACACAUUGAUGUUCUCAUUAACAAUGCUGGUGUUAGAGGAAGUAUUAGCCUAGUGACAGACUUGAGUGAAAAGGAAUGGAAGAACACGAUCAAGACAAACCUAACCGGGGCAUGGGUGGUGGCAAGAAACGUUGCGAAGUUGAUGGCAAAAGAUGGGAUAUGUGGUUGUAUCAUCAAUAUCUCAUCUAUUAGUGGUCUUAACCGUGUUUACACACCCGGAGGUGCAGCCUAUUGUGCCUCCAAGGCUGCCCUUCAAAAUUUGACCAAGGUAAUGGCAUUGGAGAUGGGAAAGCAUAGUAUAAGGGUGAAUGCAAUAGCACCUGGAAUUUUUCUAUCUGAAAUAACCGAGGAGCUUUUCAAAAAGAAAUGGGCCGUGGAUGUGACGAAAAGAGCACUCCCUUUGAGAACAAUAGGGGAAACAGAUCCUGCAUUGACUUCCCUCAUCAGAUAUCUAAUUCAUGACUCCUCUUGUUAUGUCUCAGGAAAUAUCUUCAUUGUCGACUCUGGUUACACCCUCCCCGGCUUUCCCCUUUCCUCUUCACUUUAA